CCCACCGGAAGCGAAACUCUCCUAAUGUAGUGACGUUCAUAUUAGUUCGUCGUGUUUAUCUUCCUCGACAUGAAAGCUAAGCGUAUUUACGGAAAUUAAAUAUAGUUAAUUACUCAACCUUUAUUAUUAUCGAGUUAUUCGUGUUUUUACAGUGUGUUUCUGUUAUUAAACAGCCGUUUAUUGGAUUGUUUCGUCGGUUUUGGCCGGGCAGCAGGCCUGAGCUGAGAUCCACAAAUCUUGCAUAUCACACAUUCAUUCUUAUAUUUCUCGGGAGUUUCGUGUUUAUUUCAUUGUCUGAUUUGUGUGGUGAAACAUGGCUGUUGUCAACGAAGGAGCGCUUAAAAAGAUGUUGAAGCAAUACAAAUAUAGAGAUCUCACAGUCCGUGAUAUUACAAAUGUCAUCUCUCAGUACAAAGACCUCAAACCUGUCAUGGAUGCUUAUGUUUUUAAUGACGGCUCAUCCAGAGACCUCAUGAGUCUUACUGGGACUGUACCAGUUAGUUAUAGAGGGAAUGUGUACAAUAUUCCCAUCUGCCUCUGGCUGUUGGACACGUAUCCCUACAAUCCCCCUAUUUGUUUUGUGAAGCCCACCAGCGCCAUGAUGAUCAAGACUGGCAAACACAUUGACGCCAACGGCAAGAUCUACCUGCCCUAUCUGNCAGUUAUGGCAACUGCCACACUCUGCCAUACGAAAACGCAGCCCAUACCAUGA
Messenger RNA from Triplophysa rosa, 712 nucleotides. Its product is annotated as tumor susceptibility gene 101 protein-like. Gene Ontology annotation, molecular function: ubiquitin binding. Bases 314 to 712 code for a protein of 132 amino acids. NCBI's taxonomy places the organism in Eukaryota, Metazoa, Chordata, Actinopteri, Cypriniformes, Nemacheilidae. Gene Ontology annotation, biological process: endosome to lysosome transport; protein transport; protein modification process. Gene Ontology annotation, cellular component: ESCRT I complex. The transcript is spliced from 5 exons. The record is from RefSeq and is a predicted model, not a curated record.